Messenger RNA from Trichechus manatus latirostris (Florida manatee), 1862 nucleotides. RefSeq names its product corepressor interacting with RBPJ, CIR1 (gene CIRSR). The record is from RefSeq and is a predicted model, not a curated record. Gene Ontology annotation, molecular function: transcription corepressor activity. Lineage: Eukaryota; Metazoa; Chordata; Mammalia; Sirenia; Trichechidae. Gene Ontology annotation, biological process: negative regulation of DNA-templated transcription. Gene Ontology annotation, cellular component: nucleus. The transcript has 10 exons. The coding region runs from base 87 to 1484 and encodes 465 amino acids.
AGAGUUGCAAUUCCGGUUAGGGGGCGGAUUUUGUUUACGUUGCUCGCAGAUCUAGAGUUUUUUCCUUCCCCACCUCGCGCUCCAAGAUGGGGAAAUCCUUUGCCAACUUCAUGUGCAAGAAGGACUUUCAUCCCGCCUCCAAGUCCAAUAUCAAAAAAGUAUGGAUGGCAGAACAGAAAAUAUCAUAUGAUAAGAAGAAACAAGAAGAAUUAAUGCAACAGUAUCUUAAAGAACAAGAAUCAUAUGAUAAUAGAUUGCUUAUGGGAGAUGAACGUGUGAAGAAUGGCCUUAAUUUCAUGUAUGAGGCCCCACCAGGAGCUAAAAAAGAAAACAAAGAGAAAGAAGAAACAGAAGGAGAGACUGAAUACAAAUUUGAAUGGCAGAAAGGAGCCCCACGAGAAAAAUACGCCAAAGAUGACAUGAACAUCAGAGAUCAGCCCUUUGGUAUUCAGGUUCGAAAUGUGAGGUGCAUUAAAUGUCACAAAUGGGGCCAUGUCAAUACAGAUCGAGAAUGUCCUUUGUUCGGUCUUUCUGGAAUCAAUGCAAGUUCAGUUCCUACGGAUGGCUCAGGGCCAUCGAUGCACCCCUCGGAGCUAAUAGCGGAGAUGAGAAACAGUGGGUUUGCACUGAAACGAAAUGUACUGGGGAGAAACUUGACUGCAAAUGAUCCAUCACAGGAAUAUGUUGCAAGUGAGGGUGAAGAAGAUCCAGAAGUUGAAUUUUUAAAGUCACUAACAACUAAACAAAAACAGAAACUUCUCAGGAAGUUGGAUCGACUUGAGAAGAAAAAGAAAAGAGAUAGAAAAAAGAAAAAGCUUCAGAAGAGCAGAAGUAAACACAAAAAACAUAAAAGCAAAUCCUCCUCAUCCUCCUCCUCCUCCUCCUCCUCGUCCUCCUCCUCUUCUUCCUCCAUCGAGACUUCAGAAAGCAGCAGUGAGAGUGACGACAAACAAAAAAAAAUACAAAAGCAGAAAAGAAAGAAAAACAAGUGUUCGGGGUAUAACAGCAGUGAUUUUGAAGAGAAAGACAAAUCUAAGAAGAGAAAACUUUAUGAAGAACUUUCUAGCAGUCAUAGUAACAAGGAAAAAGACAGGGAAAAGCCUAGGUUUUUAAAACGAGAGAGUUCUGGGAAGAACAGCAAAUGGAGCCAUUCGAAUUCUGACAGAAAGUCCAAAAGCCGUAACUAUAGCCCAAAGAAGAGAGGAUCUGAAAGAAAUGAGAGAAGCAGCAGAAGCCAGAGCAGGGAUGAGAAGGGUAGGAGAAGUCGAAGCAGAAGUCACAGUAGUUACAAGCAGAGGGAGAUUAGAAAAUGGACACAGUGCAGCCCCAGUGAAGAGCAGAACAGAAAUGACACCAGAAGCCGUGGCACAGAUACACACAGAGGAGAAAAAAUGCACAGAGAGAACUCAGGAGAUAAGCAUACUAAAGUGACACAAAGAGAACGAAGCAGAAGUAGAGAGAAAAUAAAGAGAGACUAUAUGUGAUAUUACCAGGAAUAAAAAUAUCUCUACUUUCUUAUUGAAUACCUUCAGUAAGGGCUAAAUUAUAUACUAUUGUCUUUCUGAUAAAAAAAAAACUCCAAUUUUCCAUCUCUGUAAACUGCCAUUUAAGUACAAAACUACAUGAAUACCAUAAGAAUUAAUUUUGCAAGUAUUUGUGAGUAAUCUGUUUUGAAGCUGUAGAAAUAUUUUCUGUUGGUAAAUCUUUCUUGUGCCCUAUACUAGAUAAAAACCCCAUAUAAGUGUGUGAUAUUUUCUUUGUUCUGAAAUAUCAUUAAAAGAAUGACAGUACAUUGAAUGGCUAUAAUUGAAUUUUUGUUUUUUUAAUUCAAAUUUGUUAUUUUAAAAUUUAAAUUUGCUUGA